Molecule: messenger RNA, 1678 nt
Organism: Clunio marinus
Lineage: Eukaryota; Metazoa; Arthropoda; Insecta; Diptera; Chironomidae
Source: the annotation of a GenBank genome assembly
ACCACACUUUCGACAAAAAUUGUAAAGUCAUUGCCGACAAAAGAAUUAAAUUGAAAAACAAUAAUUUGUCCUCUGAAAUAAAUUGAAUUAAAGUGUAAAGAUGGCUUUAAAUGACAUCUUGAAACAGAUGCCUUCAAUGGGUUAUGAUUUCAAAGAUUUCGCACCUUCAGAAGAACUGGAUUUUGAAAGUUUCCAAAAUAAUCGAGUCCUCGCUGUUCCACCAUACAAUAACCCAUCUGCAAAUCUUGCUAAGCUUCAAGAAGGAAAAGAUGACAUAAAAAUUCAAUUCGAUCAUGGAACAACAACAUUAGGUUUCAUCUAUCAAGGAGGUGUUGUUCUUGCAGUUGAUUCUCGUGCAACUGGUGGACAAUACAUCGGAUCACAAUCAGUUCGUAAAGUUGUUGAAAUCAAUGACUUGUUAUUGGGAACAUUGGCUGGUGGUGCUGCUGAUUGUACAUACUGGUAUCGUGUGUUGACAUCUGAAUGCCGUUUGUAUGAGUUGCGCAACAAGAAGAAGAUUUCAUUAGCAGCAGCUACAAAAAUCAUGAAUAAUAUCAUUUACUCAUAUAAGAAUUCUGGACUUUCUAUGGGAAUGAUUCUUGCUGGUGGUGAUAUGAAACAAGUAAGCCUUUACUAUUUGGAUUCUGAUGGGACAAGAACAACAGGAAAGGUGUUUUCUGUGGGAAGUGGAUCUCUAUUUGCAUAUGGUGUUCUUGAUUCUGGAUACCGUUGGGAUCUCACCGAUGAAGAAGCUCAUGAACUUGGUCGUCGUUCCAUUUAUCAUGCAACUUAUCGUGAUGCUUAUUCUGGAGAGAAAGUAGAGAUGAAUGAAAAGAUCAUCAUUUACCAACCAUAUGAAGCUGAACAAAUUCUUUUGGCUGAGAAUGCAAGUUGUCUAGCAGUGAAGACUUAUCUAAAGAUGCUCGGUCGUGAUUUCUUAGUUAAAUCUUGCGCCAAUGCUGAAUUUAUGGCUCCAAGUGGCAAAAGAACGAAACUUCCUGUCGUACAAAUUGGAGAAUUUUUAGCAGCAGAAUUUGAACCGAUCAUCAAUUUGAUGGAAUAUAAAAAGUUGUCAUUGACAGAAAACUUCAGUAAUGAAGAUAAAGAUGACUUAGUCACUCACAUGUCAUUGGUUGAUUCAAUCCUCCCAAAUGCUGAGCUUUACAUCACAUGGUGCAGUGAAGUUGUUUUAAAUGAAAUCACCAAGAAACGCUAUGGAUUCGUUUAUCCCUUUCCUUUAAAUCACAUUCAGAACUUUCGGAAGCGUCGAGCAGUUUUGAAACAAUUAAACUUUUACGAUUGGAAGAACUUAACUUUUGAUGAAGUUGUUGAAAGAGUCGAUAAACUUUGUCAGUCGUUGGUAAUGAAGCUUAAAGAUCAAGAAUUCUUCUUCGGAGAUAAACCAUCAGAACUUGAUGCUCUUGUCUUUGGCCACCUUUUCUGUAUUUUCACAAUGGAACUUCCAGCAAGUGUCUCGUCACUCAAAGAAACUAUCAACAAAUACAUCACGUUGACGCAAUUCUGUGCUCGAAUUGAAAAGAAAUAUUUUGGUAAAAUCAAGAAUUGAACUUUCAUGAAUUUGUUUUGAUAGUGUGAUAGUCGAACAAUAAAACAAAAUGUUGUUGAUUAAGAUUAAAUCAAAAAUUUUUGUUGCCUUUCAUUUAACGAAGCAUAUUGU